Varanus komodoensis (Komodo dragon) is the source of this 966-nucleotide messenger RNA. Its product is annotated as olfactory receptor 14A2-like. The record is from RefSeq and is a predicted model, not a curated record. Bases 1 to 966 code for a protein of 321 amino acids. Gene Ontology annotation, biological process: G protein-coupled receptor signaling pathway. Lineage: Eukaryota; Metazoa; Chordata; Lepidosauria; Squamata; Varanidae. Gene Ontology annotation, cellular component: membrane. The transcript has a single exon. Gene Ontology annotation, molecular function: G protein-coupled receptor activity; olfactory receptor activity.
AUGCUUCAUAAGGAGCAAGACCGAGUCAAUGAAUCCUCCCUGUCUGGCUUUCUUCUCCUGGAACUCUCAGAUGUUCGGGAACUACAGAUUCUGCAUUUCAUUGGAUUCCUUGUUUUCUAUCUGGCUGCAGUUGCAGGGAACCUUCUCAUCAUCUCUGCAGUAGUCUCUGACCCUCACCUGCACACCCCCAUGUAUUUCUUUCUUAUGAACUUGGCCAUACAAGAUGUGGGACAAGUGUCCGUUGUUUUUCCCAAAGCCAUGGCCAAUUCCCUCAUGAGCCUCAGGCACAUUUCUUAUCCUGGGUGUGUUGCCCAAGUCCUCUUCUUUCUCUUCUUUGUAGCUUCAGAUUUCUUUAUUCUCACAGUCAUGGCAUAUGAUCGGUAUGUUGCCAUUUGCAAUCCAUUACAAUAUGAGAUGUUGAUGAAUAAGCAAUGUUGCAUCCAAAUGGUUUCCACUACAUGGGUCAUCAGUUUUUUCUAUGGGGUGUUACACACUGGAGGCACCUUUGCAUCGCCCUUUUGCUCCAAUGUCGUUGAUCAGUUUUUCUGUGAAAUCCCAGCCUUGCUGAAGCUUGCCUGCUCUGACUUCCAUUUAGUUGAAAUAGGGGCUCUUUUUGCAAGUGGUAGCAUUGGGUUAGGUUGUUUUAUUUUCAUAGUUGUGACCUAUGUGCACAUCUUCACUGCAGUGCUGAGGAUCCCCUCAGUGCAGGGACGCCAAAAGGCUUUCUCAACCUGCUUUCCACACCUCGCUGUUUUCUGUACAUUCUUAGUUACUGUAUAUUUUACUUAUCUGAAGCCCACCUCCAAUUCUCAUUCACAUCUUAAUUUGGCAUUUACAAUGAUGUAUUCCAUGGUCCCUCCAUUGAUGAAUCCAAUAAUCUACAGUAUGAGAAACAAGGAGAUGAAACAUGCUCUGUCAAUGCUGUUGGGCUUGAGAUACUCUGCUGGCCUUGAGACACUGUUUUAG